Ipomoea triloba (trilobed morning glory) is the source of this 1194-nucleotide messenger RNA. Its product is annotated as probable LRR receptor-like serine/threonine-protein kinase At3g47570. Gene Ontology annotation, biological process: protein phosphorylation. The record is from RefSeq and is a predicted model, not a curated record. NCBI's taxonomy places the organism in Eukaryota, Viridiplantae, Streptophyta, Magnoliopsida, Solanales, Convolvulaceae. The coding region runs from base 1 to 1119 and encodes 372 amino acids. The transcript has 2 exons. Gene Ontology annotation, molecular function: protein kinase activity; ATP binding.
AUGGGUAACGAGGAACUAUGUGGAGCAUCUCGAUUCCAUGUCAUGGAAUGCAAAGAAGGUAAAGGAAAACCGAGAAACAUCGCCAUAUUUCUCAAGUAUGUUUUGCCAUCUCUUGUAUCUGUGGUGUUUGUUGCUAUUCUACUGGUUUGGCUGCUUACAUUCUGGAAGAGAAACAAACAAAGGAAACCUCGGGCUGAAGAUACACUUGAUGUUGAACUCAAGAGGAUUUCAUACUAUGAAAUUCUUGGUGCUACAGAAGACUUUGAUGAGAGCAACUUGAUAGGCAGGGGGAGUUUUAGCUCAGUAUUCAAGGGAACUUUUGCUGCUGGGCUGGUUGCUGCUAUAAAGGUCUUCAAUUUGGAUGUGCAAGAUUCAAUCAGAAGCUUUGAAGUAGAGUGUCAAGUGCUAAGGAAUGUCCGGCACAGAAAUCUUGUCAAAGUAAUAACCAGCUGUUCCAACCUUGACUUCAAAGCUCUGAUUUUAGAGUAUAUGCCCAAUGGGAGCUUACACAAAUGGCUUUAUUCACAUAAUUAUUUCCUAGAUAUCUAUCAGAGGCUAGGAAUAAUGAUGGAUAUUGCGAAUGCACUCGAGUAUAUGCAUCAUGGCCAUUCUUUUCCAGUGGUUCAUUGUGAUUUGAAGCCUGGCAACAUUCUUUUAGAUGAAAACAUGGUUGCACAUGUUGGUGACGUUGGUAUAGCUAAGCUACUGGACAAAGAUAAGACCACUAAGCAGACAAAAAUCAUGGGCACAGUUGGAUACAUGGCUCCAGAGUAUGGUUCUGCAGGAAUUAUAUCAAGCAUGGGAGAUGUAUACAGUUUUGGGAUUCUACUAAUGGAAGUAUUCACGAGAAAGAAGCCCACAGAUGAGAUGUUCCAAGGAGACUUCACCAUGAGGAGAUGGGUGUCUGAGUCAUUACCUGAUGCAAUAAUGCAGAUUGUUGAUUCCAAUUUACUGACAGGAGAAGAAGGUGGAGGGCAAGAAAUAGAGGAGUGCUUCUUGAUGGUGAUGGGAUUAGCCGUAGAAUGCACAGCUGAUUUUCCAGAGGAGAGGAUGAGCAUAGAAGAUGUUGCAGUAAGACUUAAGCAUACACUGCACAAGUUCACCCAAAAUACAUCUUGAUCGAGGUUCAAUUCGGCAGUAAACUAGUUUGCUUUCUUCAAAACGGUGCUCAAUAUUCGGAUUGCUUUUAUUGAU